AUCCCACCCACCGACAGAAGUUUGCAGGCCCCGGCUAAACUUCCAGCUCACUUCUCUGCCGACGACUGCUCCUUUCCACGUAGGUCCCAUUUUCCAGAAUGCUGUGGCGUUUUGUAGUAGCGAUUUUAGGCGUUUGCAUCCCAUAUUGCCUUUCGGACGUGCAGCUCAGUAGUAAUGUUAUUCUGGAACCUUAUGAUCUGCUGUUCGACACCGCGGUGGAAGCCUACUACAAGGGGGACUGGAUGACGGUCAUUCUGAACAUGGAGAGAGCGCUUCGGAACAAGGCUGCGAUUCGCAGGGUGAAGGCGCAUUGCCGGAUAACUUGUGCCAACCAGAGCGCUUUCGGGGAGCCUUUAUCCAGCAUGGUUGUGCCAGUACCAGGCGCUGGCUCCGUGGAAGAUCUGGGCUUUUUCCAAAAAAUUAUGAAAAGGGCUGAUUGUGUAAAUACCUGCGAAAGUGAGAAAAUUGGACCACCAACUAUCCAUAAAGUCACUGAAGAUGUGGACCUUGAGUUUAAGAAAAGAACCCCCUACAAUUACCUGCAAGUCGCGUACUUCAAGAUCAACAAGCUGGAUAAGGCUGUGGCUGCGGCAAACACCUUUUUCCUGGCCAACCCAGACCACAUGGAGAUGAAGCAGAACCUGGACUAUUACAGGAUGAUGGCAGGAGUACAGCAGGAGGACUUCAAAGACCUGGAGGCCCGGCCGCACAUGGCCGAGUUCCUUGCAGGGAAGCGGUACUACAGCUCAGACUCGUUCGGUCUGGCCAUCGACCACUUUGAGGCGGCAGUGGAGGAGUACUUCAGCGCGGACCAGGAGUGCCGGGCGCUCUGUGAAGGAGCUUACGUCUACGACGGAUACAACUACAUGGAGUACAGUGCCGACUUGUUCCAGUCCAUGACAGACCACUACAUGCAGAUUCUGAACUGUAAGCAGAAAUGUUCUGUGGAGCUAGCCUCCACCGCGGGAAAGGACAAGCCCUUUGAGGAUUUCCUCCCUUCCCACUUCAACUACCUACAGUUCUCUUACUACAACAGUGAGAAGUAUGAGCAGGCCAUAGAGUGGGCUAAAACCUACCUGCUGUUCCAUCCAGAGGAGGAGGUGAUGAAUCAGAACCUGGCUUACUACUCCGCUGUGCUGGGGGAGGACAAGGCUGCAGCCAUAUCCGCUAGACUGGUGGUGAAACAGCAUAUUCAGCAGUCCCUGUUGGAAAAGGAGCUACUCUACUUUGCUUAUGAAGUGUUUGGAAUCACCUUUGUUGAUCCGGAUUCCUGGACCCCUGCAGACGUCAUGCCCCUCAAACUGAGAGAGAAGCAGAAGGCAGAAAGGGAGACUGCGGCGAGGAUCACUGAGGAGAUUGGGAAUCUGAUGAAGGAGAUUGAAACUCUGGUGGAGGAGAAGAACAAGGAGUCGACUGACAUUGCCAAGAUCGUACGAGAAGGUGGUCCUCUGUUGUUUGAUGACAUCAAGAUUACUAUGUCGUCAAAGCAGCUGAAUGGGUCUCAGAGGGUUCUACUGGAUGGAUUUAUCUCGAAUGACGAGUGCAGAGAGCUCACCCGCCUCUCUAAUGCGGCUGCGCUGAAUGGUGAUGGGUAUCAAGGCCACCCCUCCCCCCACUCACCCAGCGAGAGCUUCCAAGAAGUCACUGUCCUCAAGGCUAUUAAGUUGGGACAGGAGGGCACUGUGCCCCUGAAGAGUGCCCGCCUGUUUUUUGACAUGAGUGAGAAGGUGCGUGGGGUCCUGGAGUCGUACUUCCGUCUGGACUCUCCUCUCUACUUCUCCUACUCCCACCUGGUCUGCCGCUCCGCCAUGGACGAGAAGCAGGAUGACCGUGACAACCUGAGUCACCCGGUUCAUGCAGACAACUGCCUGCUGGUCUCUGAGCUCAACGAGUGCAUUAAAGAACCACCUGCAUACACAAACAGGGACUAUAGCGCAAUCCUCUAUCUGAAUGAUGACUUUGAAGGAGGAGAUUUCAUUUUCACUGAACUGGAUGCCAAAACGGUCACAGCGGAGGUGCGUCCUCAGUGUGGUCGUGUGGUUGGGUUCGGUGCUGGGAAUGAGAACCCUCACGGGGUAAGAGCGGUCACUAAGGGCCAGAGGUGUGCUGUGGCCCUGUGGUUCACCCUUGACCCCAAACAUGAGGAGAAGGACCGGAUCCAAGCUCAAGAGAUGCUGAAGAUGUUCUCCUCUCCUACGGACACAGAGUUCACAAAGACAAAGGCAGAAAGCUCACAACCACAGCUUACACCUCUUGACCAGUCUGCGCUUCUUGGUCAAGCUGCAACCCUAGUCCAGGAGCAGGCAUACCAACCAGAUGACAAACCAGCAGAGAAGAAGCCUGAGGAACCAGCAGAGAAGAAGCCUGAGGAACCAGCAGAGACGAAGCCUGAGGAACCAGCAGAGAAGAAGCCUGAGGAACCAGCAGAGAAGAAGCCUGAGGAACCAGCAGAGAAGAAGCCUGAGGAACCAGCAGAGAAGAAGCCUGGGGAACCAGCAGAGAAGAAGCCUGAGGAACCAGCAGAGAAGAAGCCUGAGGAACCAGCAGAGAAGAAGCCUGAGGAACCAGCAGAGAAGAACCCUGAGGAACCAGCAGAGAAGAAGCCUGAGGAACCAGCAGAGAAGAACCCUGAGGAACCAGCAGAGAAGAAGCCUGAUGAACCAGCAGAGAAGAACCCUGAGGAACCAGCAGAAACAGUUAGUGAAAAGCCAUCUGAUUAUCCAGAGGAUAAAAAGAAUGAGAAGCACGUAGAAAAACUCAUUGCAAAAAAGGGUAACAAAGCUAAGGUGAAAGAGCUGGUCAAAACUAAAGCCAAAGCAGCGGAUGCAUCAAAGAACAAAAAAGCGACGACUAAAACAGCGGCUAAAGCAGGGGACAAAGCCAACGCUAAGACAGCAGACAAGGCUAAAGCAGGGGACAAAGCCAACGCUAAGACAGCAGACAAGGCUAAAGCAGGGGACAAAGCCAACGCUAAGACAGCAGACAAGGCUAAAGCAAAACCUGCUGCAAAAACAAAUGUCCAACAGGCAGCAGACAAUAAAGAGCAGAAGCCAGCGACAGAAAAGACAGAGAAAAUCCCUGUCAAAAAGGUUUCCAAGGACUCCAAAACUGACCUCAAGUCAUCCUCGGACUCACAGACAGACAAGGACGAGCUGUGAGACCAACAGCACCUGUGACUCUUAUUCUGUGGUGUCUUUUUUUCUACUGUUUGAAUAUAUUUGUCAAGGUUGUUUCUGUGGAUGUGCUGGAUAAAGAUCUGAGGUCGUUUGCUGUAUUGUUUUGGAUGUUGUUUGUCUGCCCAAUAAUGGUGGUAAGGAACAAGGAUAUGGUGUUGUAAUGUAAGCCAUACCGUAAUACCAAGGGACUGCAAACUCACUCUGAUGGCUGAUGUCAACCAACCAAUCAAUCAAAUCAAUCAAUCAAAUUAGAUUUCUAUAGUGCUUCUUCACAAAUACAUUUGUCACAAAGUGAUAAAUUGUAACCACCUUUGAAUACCUAUCCCAGACUCAUGUGAACAGAUAAUUUUAUAUAUAUAUAUAUAUAUAUAUAUAUAUAUAUAAUAUUACUUUUGUUUAUGAUUUUGGAUUCUCAGUCGGCUAUUUUGUACUGUUUUAAAAUAUACUGUUCUUUGCCUCAGGAAUUGGAAGAUGUAAUGUCCUCAAAAAAACAAAAAACAGGAAAGAACAACAAUGAACAAAUGUGUCUGAAUAGAGACUGAUACCUGAUUCAUGUGGAUACGCUAAAUAAAAGUACAGUUCUAA
This is a messenger RNA of Oncorhynchus nerka (sockeye salmon), 3761 nucleotides long. RefSeq names its product prolyl 3-hydroxylase 1-like. Bases 99 to 3158 code for a protein of 1019 amino acids. Gene Ontology annotation, cellular component: endoplasmic reticulum. The record is from RefSeq and is a predicted model, not a curated record. Gene Ontology annotation, molecular function: iron ion binding; procollagen-proline 3-dioxygenase activity; protein binding. Lineage: Eukaryota; Metazoa; Chordata; Actinopteri; Salmoniformes; Salmonidae. The transcript has 15 exons. Gene Ontology annotation, biological process: collagen metabolic process.